GUCGCGUUCCAGUACUUCCGGGGCGAGUCGGAAGUUGCUUUGUUUUGCUUCAAGAUGGCUGCGGGGAUGUAUUUGGAACAUUAUCUGGACAGUAUUGAAAACCUCCCCUUUGAAUUACAGAGGAACUUUCAGCUCAUGAGGGACCUAGACCAGAGAACAGAGGACCUGAAGGCUGAAAUUGACAAGUUGGCCACUGAGUAUAUGAGUAGCGCCCGCAGCCUGAGCUCCGAGGAAAAACUGGCCCUUCUCAAACAGAUCCAGGAAGCCUAUGGCAAAUGCAAGGAAUUUGGUGACGACAAGGUGCAGCUUGCCAUGCAGACCUAUGAGAUGGUGGACAAACACAUUCGGCGACUGGACACAGACCUGGCCCGUUUUGAGGCUGAUCUGAAGGAGAAACAGAUCGAGUCAAGCGACUAUGACAGCUCUUCCAGCAAAGGCAAAAAGAAAGGCCGGACUCAAAAGGAGAAGAAAGCUGCCCGUGCUCGGUCCAAAGGGAAAAACUCGGACGAAGAAGCCCCCAAGGCUGCCCAGAAGAAGCUAAAGCUUGUGCGCACAAGUCCUGAGUAUGGGAUGCCCUCAGUGACCUUUGGCAGUGUCCACCCCUCUGAUGUGUUGGAUAUGCCUGUGGAUCCCAACGAACCCACCUAUUGCCUUUGUCACCAGGUGUCCUAUGGAGAGAUGAUUGGCUGUGACAACCCUGAUUGCUCCAUCGAGUGGUUUCACUUCGCCUGUGUGGGGCUGACAACCAAGCCUCGCGGGAAAUGGUUUUGUCCACGCUGCUCCCAAGAACGGAAGAAGAAAUAGAUAAGGGCCUCAGAUUCCAACAGGGUUUCUUCCACACCCCUGACCUGGGCUGGUGGGCAGAGGAAGGCCUGUGCUGGGGCCGGGGUCGGGGAGAAGCGGCUGGCAGUCUGUCAUCGCUCCUGCUCCGGCCCCUCGGGGGCUGAGGCUGCACCCAGCCCUGGUAGGGAGGGGAGCUGCAGCCGCCAUGCUGGCUCCGCCCUCCCCGUCAGAGAAGUGGUCUGGCCCACUGUCCUCGUGCCUCCUUGCCGGCCGAGGUGGGUGCUGUAUCUCGGGCGGGUCUCUUUCUCCCGUGCUCUGUAUUUAAGGGCUGGGGCAGUAGCAUUAGGGCACGCCCCAGCCCUCAACCCCUGCGCAGUGGGGGACGAGGUGUAAUAAACAUUCUGCUCCAUGCUCCUCCUGCUUUUGUCAUGGUGGGAGGGUCUUCAGGUCCUCCUGCCAGGGCUCUUUGUGAAGGGCCAGGGCUCUUUGUGAAGGGCCGCCUCUUCCUCUGGGCCAAGGACAUUCAUCCUAGCCUCGUUCGUGGGCCAGGUCAGUUCGUGGGCCAGGUCACGGUGGAAGGGACAGAACUCAUGCGUGGAAGGACCUGGGUGGGUAGUAAAAAGGCCGCCUGUUGGCCUGGUGUGGUUGCUGUAGAGACGCCAUUUUUGUCCGUGUGCUGUGCUGAGCAUUGUUUUUACGUGGUCGGGAAAGAGGCAGGACAGUGGUUAAGCCAGAAGUAGGACAAGUCGGAAAACCAGAAGCAAGACCUGGGCGCCAGAAUCCAUGCUUCAGACCGGACAGGACAGGAUGGAGCGGGAGGGUGCCUGCAACCGGGCCCUCCCCGUCUGUAAAUAGUGUACCUUCUCCCCAUCAAACACCCGCUUCAUUUCCAAUAAAUGACGGAUCUGUCACCUAUGUAUACCACGAUACUAAA
Messenger RNA from Tupaia belangeri chinensis (Chinese tree shrew), 1717 nucleotides. It is a transcript of the gene ING4, whose product is annotated as inhibitor of growth family member 4. Bases 55 to 804 code for a protein of 249 amino acids. Gene Ontology annotation, cellular component: nucleus. The transcript has 8 exons. Gene Ontology annotation, biological process: positive regulation of apoptotic process; regulation of DNA-templated transcription. The record is from RefSeq and is a predicted model, not a curated record. Lineage: Eukaryota; Metazoa; Chordata; Mammalia; Scandentia; Tupaiidae.